Mizuhopecten yessoensis (Yesso scallop) is the source of this 2578-nucleotide messenger RNA. Its product is annotated as selenoprotein K-like. NCBI's taxonomy places the organism in Eukaryota, Metazoa, Mollusca, Bivalvia, Pectinida, Pectinidae. Bases 74 to 340 code for a protein of 88 amino acids. The record is from RefSeq and is a predicted model, not a curated record. Gene Ontology annotation, cellular component: Golgi apparatus; endoplasmic reticulum membrane. The transcript has 6 exons. Gene Ontology annotation, biological process: calcium ion transport; endoplasmic reticulum calcium ion homeostasis.
UUUGCCUUAUUCCUGGUUCGAAAGUUGAAGCUUUAGAUUGACCAGGACGUGUGACAAGCCGAAAAUAAACAAGAUGGUUUACGUGUCACAAGGGAAUGUGGUCGACUCACAGUCACCAUGGAGACUGUCCUACAUUCCAGAAAUGUUUUGGGGACUAAUUAAUUUCAUUGUACUAUUCUUCCAGACUUUGGUGUCACCCAGUAUGACAAAGAAAGGUAACUCUCACGUGACCGACUACCGAUCAGGACAGGGGCCCCCACCCCCUCCAAGGAGAAGAAUGGGUGGAUUUAGAGGCGGUGGAGGAGGACCUAGUGCCCCACCAAUGGGUGGCGGAGGAUGAGGAAGGUAAACACUCGGCUGUGUUGAUUCCCUUUAUGGGAGACCAUAGUCGAGUGUAAAUCCACACAUUAAGUUAUACUGAGUAGAUACCGAAACUUACAGAAAUCCAGGAGGAAAUCUCCCAGAUACCCCGAAGAACCUUCACACAAAUAUCUUCAAAAUCCUAGACAUUUAACAAACCUACAGGAGGACAUCUCACAAAGUACAGGAGGACAUCUCACAAACCUACAGGAGGACAUCUCACAAACCUGUGGAAGGACAUCUCACAAACCUACAGGAGGACAUUUCACAAACCUGUGGAAGGACAUCUCACAAACCUGCAGGAGGACAUCUCACAAACCUACAGGAGGACAUUUCACAAACCUGCUGGAGGACAUUUCACAAACCUGCAGAAGGACAUCUCACAAACCUACAGGAGGACAUCUCACAAACCUACAGGAGGACAUUUCACAAACCUACAGAAGGACAUCUCACAAACCUACAGGAGGACAUCUCACAAACCUACAGAAGGACAUCUCACAAACCUACAGAAGGACAUCUCACAAACCUACAGGAGGACAUCUCACAAACCUACAGGACAUCUCACAAACCUGCAGGAGGACAUUUCACACACCUGCAGGAGGACAUCUCACAAACCUACAGGAGGACAUCUCACCAACCUACAGGAGGACAUCUCACAAACCUACAGGAGGACAUCUUACAAACCUACGGAAGGACAUCUAACAGGACCUCAGCAGAACAUAUACGCAUAUCCUCGAGGACCUUCAGGACAUCUCUGAUGCUCAUUUAAUUUAAUUUUAUAUACUGUUUAUAAAAGUUUAGGCAGAGUUUCAGAAGGUGCUGGGCAUCCAUAUAAACUCUGGCUAACAGAAGAAAAUAUCUGCAGUAAUAUUAAAAUCCUGAUCUAUUCUACUCCUUGUAACUUGAUGUGGCGAGUGCUAAGACUACAAAGUUGUUAGUGAAACAACAGUAUGACGAAAAUCUUGUAAACUUCUAUGGAAGUAAAGAUUUUCUGAUGUUUUGUAGCUUAAUCACUGAUAAUUUAUUUCUUACUUAAUGCAUGUAUUUGUUCUUUUGUUGUACAGUGGUUUUAAGUAUUCUGUUUUACUGUGCUAAUGCACUCAAUUGCCAUUGAGAGACAUUUAUUUAUAUGAUGUCUUAUUUAUGUAUAUUGAGAGCUGGAAAUAGAUAUGAUGUGAAGGCUUUAAUUCUUCUUAAUAUUUACUUCCCACAUGUACAGUAUUUACAAAUAGUGCAAAAAAUAUUUAAAAGAGAUAUGUCUGACAAUAUAAAAACCAGAUACAGUAGUUUUAAUCUUACUAUUUUUUGCUUUUAUGAGAUUUGAAUAAAAAAUAAAUGUGUGUUUUGAUUUUAACUGUUUGUAAAUACCGGGCAUUUUGUUCUCUUCUCAGUUGGAAUUUUGAAUAUAAACUGGAGGUGGAGUUUUCCUAUUCUAUAGAACAGACACGUACUGAUAAUAUAACUUACAUGUAUAUAUAUAUAUAUAAAUAUACCAAUCUUAAGUAAGCAUUGAAUUACUUUUGUAAAAAAACACCAAAAAAAACCCCCAAUAUUAUAGUGUAAAUGUGUUAUACAGGGAUGCAAGAGUACUAGUGUGGCUGAAGCAUGAAAGUGAAUGGAUGUUUAUUUCAAGUCAAAUGUGAAGUCACAUAUAUAAGAAUAUUUACAUAUAAUGAAUGUUAAGUAUUUUGGAUUUAGAGAUAUAAGAAAGAUUGUGUGCAUAAAUGCAAUUUACCUUAAUGUUAAGGUAAUGUGUAUCAUAAUUCAUCGUUUCCAUAUGAAUUCAUUUACAAACUACUCCCAUCCUCAUGUUAUUCUGUAUUGUUAAUUUUUUCAUGUUAAAGGUAACAUAUGUUUCUGUUUCAUUUUAUAUUGUAAUCAAUUUUUGAUGAAUUAUGACUUGGUCUUUGCGAUUCACAUAAAGCCAAAAAAAAGGUAUCCUAGAAUUGUAAGUUUAUAAACAAUAUGGCCAUCAUGGGGAAAAGUUGUUUUCAUUGAUAAAAUUGAAGCUUUGCAAAUCUGCAUUUUAGAACAUCUGUACACUGACCAAGUCUGAUAUCAUAUAAUGUACUUGCAGGUGAAUAUGCUAGAGUAUUGAAGUACUCUCUUCUAAUGUUCAUGUUUUAAAGAAAAUCCCCAUUGACUUACACUGUGAACUAUUGAUUGUGAUCUGAAAGUAUUUAUAAUUUCAUUUCAACAAUAAAAUAGGUUGAACCUU